Molecule: messenger RNA, 927 nt
Organism: Trichomycterus rosablanca
Lineage: Eukaryota; Metazoa; Chordata; Actinopteri; Siluriformes; Trichomycteridae
Gene: vwc2
Product: von Willebrand factor C domain containing 2
Exons: 3
Coding region: 1-927 (308 amino acids)
Biological process (GO): negative regulation of BMP signaling pathway
Cellular component (GO): AMPA glutamate receptor complex
Molecular function (GO): protein binding
Source: RefSeq, a predicted model, not a curated record
AUGCUGUGCUUCACUGCUAUGACAACAAGACUUGUCUUUCUAACCUGGCUGGUGCACAUAAGCGCAUGGGGAAAUCCCAUUGUGCCAGCGUCUGAAGCUGAGGAGAGGGAGCGACUGGAGUGGGCGCUGACCCGUUCCAAGGAGGGCACGUUAAAGCCCGGUGGGCAGCAGCGUCUGGAGAAGAUCAAUAGUCUAGGACCGGAGGGGCAGAAGGAAGCUAACAGAACGAGCAGCAAAAUGAGACCUAGCUGGAGUUCCUUGAAGCGAGUAUCAAAAUCUCAGGUAAAGACGCAGGAGGCCUGGACUGAGCAAGACUCGCUGAAGAAAGCUGAUGAAGGCCCCACAGGAGAGGCUAAUACUUCAAUGGAUGCCAUUGAUGAGUACACAUACCUUGAUUACAGGGGCAAAGGAUGCAUGGAUGAAACUGGGUUUGUGUUUGCCAUCGGUGAGAAAUUCACCCCAGGACCGUCCACAUGCCCCUGCCUGUGCACAGAUGAGGGGCCUCUAUGUGACCAACCAGAGUGUCCGAAAGUGCAUCCUCGCUGCCUACGUGUGGACACGAGCCAAUGCUGCCCUCAGUGUAAAGAGAAAAAGAACUACUGUGAGUUCAGAGGAAAGACCUACGCAUCACUGGAGGAGUUUAAGGUAUCUCCAUGUGAGAAAUGCCGGUGUGAACCCAGUGGGGAGGUUCUGUGUUCUGUAUCAGCUUGCCCACAAACAGAAUGUGUUGAUCCUGAGUAUGAGCCUGACCAGUGCUGUCCAGUGUGCAAGAGCGGACCGAACUGUUUUGCUGACACGGCUGUGAUCCCAGCAGGCCGUGAGGUGAAGAUUGACGACUGCACCAUCUGCUACUGCACAUAUGAGGAAGGUACCUGGCGCAUUGAGCGGCAAGCAACCUGCAGCAGAAACGAGUGCCAGCAGAGUUAA